Molecule: messenger RNA, 5365 nt
Organism: Musa acuminata AAA Group (dessert banana)
Lineage: Eukaryota; Viridiplantae; Streptophyta; Magnoliopsida; Zingiberales; Musaceae
Product: DNA-directed RNA polymerase subunit beta
Exons: 1
Coding region: 26-2968 (980 amino acids)
Biological process (GO): DNA-templated transcription
Molecular function (GO): DNA-directed RNA polymerase activity; ribonucleoside binding; DNA binding
Source: RefSeq, a predicted model, not a curated record
AUUAAUUUGGAAAACCGGUAGAGAUAUGCAAGAACAAACCGUUUUUAUUGGAAACAUUCCCCUAAUGAAUUCCCUGGGAACCUUUAUAGUAAAUGGAAUAUACAGAAUUGUGAUCAAUCAAAUAUUGCAAAGUCCUGGUAUUUACUACCGUUCAGAAUUGGACCAUAACGGAAUUUCUGUCUAUACCAGCACAAUAAUAUCAGAUUGGGGAGGAAGAUCGGAAUUAGAAAUUGAUAGAAAAGCAAGGAUAUGGGCCCGUGUAAGUAGGAAACAAAAAAUAUCUAUUCUAAUUCUAUCAUCAGCUAUGGGUUCGAAUCUAAGAGAAAUUCUAGAUAAUGUUUGUUACCCUGAAAUUUUCUUGUCUUUCCCGAAUGAUAAGGAGAAAAAAAAGAUUGGGUCAAAAGAAAAUGCUAUUUUGGAAUUUUAUCAACAAUUUGCUUGUGUAGGCGGGGAUCCGGUAUUUUCUGAGUCUUUAUGUAAAGAAUUACAAAAGAAAUUUUUUCAACAAAGAUGUGAAUUAGGAAGGAUUGGUCGACGAAAUAUGAACCGGAGACUGAAUCUUGAUAUACCUCAGAACAAUACAUUUUUAUUACCACGAGAUGUAUUGGCUGCUGCGGAUCAUUUGAUCGGAAUUAAAUUUGGAAUGGGUACACUUGACGAUAUGAAUCACUUGAAAAAUAAACGGAUUCGUUCUAUAGCGGAUCUGUUACAGGAUCAAUUCGGACUGGCUCUUGUUCGUUUAGAAAAUGCGGUUCGAGGAACUAUAUGUGGAGCAAUUCGGCAUAAAUUGAUACCGACUCCUCAAAAUUUGGUAACUUCAACUUCAUUAACAACCACUUAUGAAUCGUUUUUUGGCCUACAUCCUUUAUCUCAAGUUUUGGAUCGAACUAAUCCAUUGACACAAAUCGUUCAUGGGCGAAAAUUGAGUUAUUUGGGUCCUGGAGGAUUGACGGGGCGAACUGCUAGUUUUCGGAUACGAGAUAUUCAUCCUAGCCACUAUGGACGUAUUUGUCCAAUUGACACGUCCGAAGGAAUCAAUGUUGGACUUAUUGGAUCCUUAGCCAUUCAUGUGAGGAUUGGCCAUUGGGGAUCUAUAGAGAGUCCAUUUUAUGAAAUAUCUGAAAGAUCAAAAGAGGCACAGAUAGUUUAUUUAUCACCAAAUAGAGAUGAAUAUUAUAUGGUAGCAGCGGGAAAUUCUUUGGCCUUGAAUCGGGGUAUUCAGGAAGAACAGGUUGUUCCAGCCCGAUACCGUCAAGAGUUCCUGACUAUUGCAUGGGAACAGAUUCAUCUUAGAAGUAUUUUUCCCUUCCAAUAUUUUUCUAUUGGAGCUUCCCUCAUUCCUUUUAUCGAGCAUAAUGAUGCGAAUCGGGCUUUAAUGAGUUCUAAUAUGCAGCGCCAAGCAGUUCCGCUUUCUCAGUCCGAGAGGUGCAUUGUUGGAACUGGACUGGAACGCCAAACGGCUCUGGAUUCGGGGGUUUCCGCUAUAGCCGAACACGAGGGAAAGAUCAUUUAUACUGACCCUCACAAGAUCAUUUUAUCAAGUAAUGGGGACACUACUAUAAGUAUAAGUAUUCCAUUAGUUAUCUAUCAACGUUCCAACAAAAAUACUUGUAUGCAUCAAAAACCUCAGGUUCCGCGGGGUAAAUGCAUUAAAAAAGGACAAAUUUUAGCGGACGGUGCGGCUACAGUUGGGGGGGAACUUGCUUUAGGAAAAAACGUAUUAGUAGCUUAUAUGCCAUGGGAGGGUUACAAUUCUGAAGACGCAGUACUAAUUAGCGAACGUCUGGUAUAUGAAGAUAUUUAUACUUCUUUUCACAUCCGGAAAUAUGAAAUUCAGACUCAUGUGACAAGCCAAGGACCUGAAAGAAUCACUAAGGAAAUACCACAUCUAGAGGCUCAUUUACUCCGCAAUUUAGACAGAAAUGGAGUUGUGAUGCUGGGAUCUUGGGUAGAAACAGGUGAUAUUUUAGUAGGUAAAUUAACACCUCAGACAGCAAACGAAUCGUCGUAUGCUCCAGAGGAUAGAUUAUUACGAGCCAUACUUGGAAUUCAGGUAUCCACUGCAAAAGAAACUUCUCUAAAACUACCUAUAGGCGGAAGAGGUCGCGUUAUUGAUGUGAGAUGGAUCCGGAAAAAGGGGGGUUCCUGUUAUAAUUCAGAAAUGAUUCGUGUAUAUAUUUCACAGAAACGUGAAAUCAAAGUAGGUGAUAAAGUAGCUGGAAGACAUGGGAAUAAGGGUAUCAUUUCAAAAAUUUUGCCUAGACAAGAUAUGCCCUAUUUGCAAGAUGGAACACCUGUUGAUAUGGUCUUCAACCCAUUAGGAGUACCAUCACGAAUGAAUGUGGGACAGAUAUUUGAAUGCUCGCUCGGGUUAGCGGGGGAUCUGCUAAAGAGACAUUAUAGAAUAGCACCUUUUGAUGAGAGAUAUGAGCAAGAGGCUUCGAGAAAACUAGUGUUUUCCGAAUUAUAUGAAGCCAGUAAGCAAACAAAAAAUCCAUGGGUAUUUGAACCCGAAUAUCCGGGAAAAAGCAGAAUAUUUGAUGGAAGAACAGGAAAUCCUUUUGAACAACCUGUUCUAAUAGGAAAGUCCUAUAUUUUAAAAUUAAUUCAUCAAGUUGAUGAUAAAAUCCAUGGACGUUCUAGUGGACAUUACGCACUUGUUACACAACAACCCCUUAGAGGAAGGGCGAAGCAAGGGGGACAACGAGUAGGGGAAAUGGAAGUUUGGGCUCUAGAGGGAUUUGGUGUUGCUCAUAUUUUACAAGAGAUGCUUACUUAUAAAUCUGAUCAUAUUAGAGCUCGUCAAGAAGUACUUGGUGCUACGAUCAUUGGAGGAAGAGUAUCUAACCCAGAAGAUGCUCCAGAAUCUUUUCGAUUGCUCGUUCGAGAACUACGAUCUUUAGCUCUAGAACUGAAUCAUUUCCUUGUAUCUGAGAAGAACUUCCAGAUUAAUAGGAAGGAAGCUUGAUCUGAAUGAAUCAGAAUUUCUAUUCUAUGAUUGACCGGUAUAAACAUCAACAACUUCGAAUUGGACUAGUUUCUCCUCAACAAAUAAAGGCUUGGGCCAACAAAAUUUUACCUAAUGGAGAGAUAGUUGGAGAGGUGACAAAGCCCUAUACGUUUCAUUAUAAGACCAAUAAACCAGAAAAAGAUGGAUUGUUUUGUGAAAGAAUCUCUGGGCCCAUAAAAAGUGGAAUUUGUGCUUGUGGAAAUUAUCGAGUGAUUGGAGCUGAAAAAGAAGACCCGAAAUUUUGUGAACAAUGCGGGGUGGAAUUUGUUGAUUCUCGGAUACGAAGAUAUCAAAUGGGAUACAUCAAACUCGCAUGUCCAGUGACUCAUGUGUGGUAUUUGAAACGUCUUCCUAGUUAUAUCGCGAAUCUUUUAGAUAAACCCCUUAAGGAAUUAGAAGGCCUAGUAUACUGCGAUGUGUGAUUUGAUCAAAAUUUUCGUUUUACAGAUUCGGACUGAGAAACUGUCAUCCCAUUCAAUCCGAUUGGGGUGCCCCCGGCUCUGACAUGUGUUUUGGGAGAAGUAAAAGUAACACGAAACUCAGAAUUAUAGGUGUAUUCAAUACUUCCAAAUGCAAGGGGAAUUGAUCCAUGGUCGAUUCCGUAUAAAUAGGAAUUGCUAGUUAUACCUCGUGAAAAAACACUUUUUUGUGGAAUCAGCUAUUCCAUUUCUUUAUAGAGAGAUUCCGUUUAAGCAAGCAAAUAUAGUAUGGUUACAGAAGUCUAUCUAUCGCAUAUAUGCUUCAAGGGGCAUCAUGGGAUAACCAUCGAGGUGAGUAGGGACCUAAAGGAUCGAAUAGAACGAUAUAUAGACAAGUAAAUCCCUUACGAGUCCCAAAGUAUUCUUUUAAGGGGAUUCAUCAUUUGACGGGAAGUAGACUACUCAAAAAUCCUACAUUUUUAUUUUGUCAUAAGUAAUUCGGAAAAUGAAAGUAAAAAAAGAAGAAUGAAUCGUUGGUCCUUAGUGGGAACUUGAGUAAGGAGUAGUUCUUUGUUUGUAGGGUUUUUCGAACAAACUUUUUAAAUAAGAAAGAAUCCCCUUUUUGAGGUAACUACUUGAGCCGGAUGAAAGGAAACCUUCACGUCCGAUUUUAAAAGGGGGAAUCCAAUCCUACAGGAACCUAUCUCGAUUUUUCUUUUGCUAGGCCCAUAGCGAAAAAACCUACUUUCUUACGAUUACGAGGUUUAUUCGAAUAUGAAAUCCAAUCUCGGAAAUACAGCAUACCACUUUUUUUUACUACCCAAGGCUUCGAGACAUUUCGAAAUCGAGAAAUCUCUACAGGAGCAGGUGCUAUCAGAGAACAAUUAGCCGAUUCAGAUUUGCGAAUUAUUACGGGUAAUUCAUUAGUAGAAUGGAAGGAAUUAGGGGAGGAGGGGUCCACUGGAAAUGAAUGGGAAGAUAGAAAAAUUAGAAGAAGAAAGGAUUUUUUGGUUAGACGCAUGGAAUUAGCUAAACAUUUUAUUCGAACAAAUGUAGAACCAGAAUGGAUGGUUUUGUGCUUAUUACCAGUUCUUCCUCCCGAGUUGAGACCAAUCAUUCAGAUAGAUGGGGGUAAACUAAUGAGUUCGGAUAUUAAUGAACUCUAUAGACGAGUUAUCUAUCGGAAUAAUACUCUUACCGAUCUAUUAGCAACAAGUAGAUCUACGCCAGGGGAAUUAGUAAUGUGUCAGGAGAAAUUGGUACAAGAGGCCGUGGAUACACUUCUUGAUAAUGGGAUCCGUGGACAACCAAUGAGGGAUGGUCAUAAUAAAGUUUACAAGUCAUUUUCAGAUGUAAUUGAAGGCAAAGAGGGAAGAUUUCGUGAGACUCUGCUUGGUAAACGUGUCGAUUAUUCGGGACGUUCCGUCAUUGUCGUGGGUCCUUCGCUUUCAUUACAUCAGUGUGGAUUACCUCGAGAAAUAGCAAUAGAGCUUUUCCAAACAUUUGUAAUUCGUGGUCUAAUCAGACAACAUGUUGCUUCUAACAUAGGAAUUGCUAAAAGUAAAAUUCGGGAAAAAGAACCCAUUGUAUGGGAAAUACUUCAAGAAGUUAUGCGGGGGCAUCCUGUAUUAUUGAAUAGAGCACCCACCCUGCACAGAUUAGGCAUACAGGCGUUCCAACCCUUUUUAGUGGAGGGACGCGCUAUUUGUUUACAUCCAUUAGUUUGUAAGGGUUUCAAUGCAGACUUUGAUGGGGAUCAAAUGGCUGUUCAUGUACCUUUAUCUUUGGAAGCUCAAGCGGAGGCUCGUUUACUUAUGUUUUCUCAUAUGAAUCUCUUGUCUCCAGCUAUUGGGGAUCCUAUUUCCGUACCAACUCAAGAUAUGCUUAUCGGACUCUAUUUAUUAACGAUCGGGAAUCGUCGAGGUAUUUGUGCAAA